Coregonus sp. 'balchen' is the source of this 6194-nucleotide messenger RNA. NCBI's taxonomy places the organism in Eukaryota, Metazoa, Chordata, Actinopteri, Salmoniformes, Salmonidae. The record is from the annotation of a GenBank genome assembly.
AUGACGAUCCAAUCCCAUGUCAUGUUCUCCCUCUUCUUAUAUUCCUCUUUCCAGGCCAAAAUGGACAAUCAGGUCAUUGGCUAUAAGGACUUGGCAGCCAUCCCCAAAGACAAGGCGAUACUGGACAUCGAGAGGCCGGACUUAAUGAUCUACGAACCCCAUUUCAAUUACACGCCUCUGGAACUAUCGGAGGUGCCCCGAAGCAGAGAGGUCAUAGGGCACAGCACACCACCCUCCAUCAUCAUAUUACAGCAUUAAGGGUUUCCUCUCUAUUCUAAUGGAUAUCCUUCGCUUGUUUGGAAUGGCCCUAUUGUAUUCAUGAUGUAUUUACAUGAUUAACAGUAAAGUAUAAUGGUAGUUUUUGUCUGUCCUACUACGACACAAGUGGUGUUCUAUCAAGACAAACAUAAUGUAAUUGUCAUUGACUACACUUUUUUAGCUAUUACCUCGCUGUGUGUGAUAAGAUACAUCUCCUCUAUAUAUAGGCUAUAUACAAUAUAUGCAUUAAUAUAUACUCGCAUAUGCAUAUCUAUCAAACAAUAUAUAUGAUUGCACCAUUGAAAUGCAGGGCAGGUACAUUUUGUCUGUUUGGCCUGCGUGUAGAGAUCUCUUCCAUGCAAACACUUAGGCUGUGCACCAAUUGGCACCUUAUUAUAUAGUGCACUACUUUUGACCAGAGCCCUAUACUAUAUAUGGAAAAGGGUGCCAUGUGGGACACAGACUUAUUGAGUUCAAUGGAACUCAAUAAGGACUUUUGAGAAAGCCCUGUGCUGCUAAGCAUUGUGAUGUGAUCAGAUUUAGUCAUUUCUCUCUGUCUUGCGUAAUGAAACUGUCCUGAUUAGGCCUGUAACACUGUCUGUCAAACAGUGUCUGUGUCUCACUAAGCCCACAAAGGAGAAUGCAGCCUUGGGAGAAAAUACAACUGAUCAAACAGCCUUCUCUUUCCUUUCUCUCCUUCAGAGGUCCAUGUCUCCGCGUUCCUUCUCCCACCCGGCCUCUCCUGAGGUAAGAUGAAUGGAUGGCGUCUGUGCUCUCGGAUGGAGAAUAAUUUGAGCUGUUAAUCGUCAGUCCACUGCCCAGUACCCCAUGAAGAGCUCUCUCUCCUCUCCUCUCCUCUCCUCUCUCCUUCUCAUAUGGUCACACACACACCUACUGUUUGUAAUUAUGUAAUCGUUGUUGAAAGGUUUUGUGCUCCACUGGUAUGGUUAAAAACACACUCACACACACACUUAAGUGGUAAUGCCCUCGAAGCCGGUGUUUGGAGGAUAUAUUGGCACACGUCUCGGGCCGGCAAACUGUGCCAAUAUAUCCUCCAAACACCGGCUUCGAGGGCAUUAUCGCUUUUAUACAACGGGUUACCAACAUAUUCAAAUAAUGAUUGACAUAUUUUCAUUAAAAACGUUAUUUUGAUGAAUUUAUUCAUACUAUUUCAUCCUUCCAUGAGAUAUAGUCCCUACACAAAUCUAGGGUUGCUACCCAAGCCGGCUGGUCAGUCGUUCUAUCAGUUCGGUUGCCAGAGACGUGACCCAGUCAUUAAGUAUUUUUGUUCUAAAUGUUUGUCCUAAGUAGUUCAUUCUAAAUGUUCCGUUGCCAUGAUGGCUGGCAAAGUUCUUAUCCCUUGCUUGCUAGCUAGCCAACCUUGGCUAACAGAGUCAAUUCAAACAGUGCAGCCAGAAUAACAGCAAAGUAGCUGCGUUUGCGUUUGUUUAAGCUGUUUUCGAGUGAUUUUUUUGUAUACAUCCAUAACAAUGAGCUAAUGAUGUGCGAUUUCACCAGGCCACUGCUCAGAAGAGAUAGCCAACUACACAGCUAACACAAUCACUUCAAACUGAAGCUGGAAUGACAGCAUACUAGCUGCAUUUCCUGUUUCUCAAAAUUAUGCCGAUUCAUGAUUUCGACUGGCUGAGAAAAAGCUGCCAGCCAGUCUCUCGUCCCAACUACCAACAUUUUCAUUACCAUAGGACAGCUGGAGAUCGAAUUUCAAUAUUGAAACACUGUUGCGAAUGUCGGAGAGACAGACAGCAAGGUUAUUACAAAUCUCCACAGUUGAAAACCAAAUGCUAGUCUAAAAUAAAUUGGAAAUAAUGUCUAGAUGCUUUUUACAGUGUAGAUCUAGUAUAUAAAUUGCAUGGCUGGGCUUAUGAGACAGUGGAUUGCGCAAUCAGAUGCAACAGAGUAAAUAGGCAUUUCAACUUCAUAGAUUUUUUUAUCGGCUGGAAUGCGGUUUUAACCAAUCAGCAUCCAGGAUUAGACCCAUCCGUUGUCUAAAAGCCCACGACUCUACACAAGCACGUUUACAAAAAGCAGUAACCAUGGGAACAAUGAGCAUCUGUUACACUCUUAUUGUUUGCUGUGACCUCACUGGCUCCUUCACUCAGGGACGAAAUCUAAUGUACACAGAACCCUCAUUUUCAUGCACUUUCCAAAUGUGUGUUUGGGUUACAGUUUGGAUCUCAAUUAGGAUCUGGACAGUAAUGUUAAUCUCAUGUGUCCCUAGACUAUUCUAUUCAAGGAUCCCAGGGAGUGGCUGGAGAGCAGGGAGUCACCUGGAGGGUCAUCACCAGGUUCAACCCUCCAGCUCAAAACCAGCUCUGCCUUAGCCACGGUCACCGCCACCAAGCUCCCCACGCAGCACUUUCACAGGCCAGGUAUUGUAAUCCAUCAGCACACUUAACCUCUUCUCUUCUCUGCUAUUUCCUCUGCGCUUUUCUCUUCUCUUCUCUGCCCUGCUCUGCUUUUCAUCUGGGACUAAUGUCCAUUUUGAUUUGAUAUUUUCAUUGCAGAUAAUGGAAUGAAUAUAUACAAGAAGCCACCAAUUUACAAACAAGGUAUUUCAUGCAACUUCAUGAUGUGUGUGUGUGUGUGUUGACAGUUUAGUAAUUUACUGUAUGCUGGCAUAAUAUUUUACAUUAAAAGGUAACAUUGGAUGUUCUGUGCACAUUUACUGUAUAUUUCAUUGUGUUUGUGUGUGUGUGUCUAUGUAGAUGCAUUAGCAUCCACCCCCCAGGGGAAACACAUAGAGGAUCUCAUCAUCGAGUCAUCUAAAUUCCCUGCUGCCCAGCCACCUGAUCCCAACAAACCCUCCAAGAUUGAGACAGAUUACUGGCCCUGCCCCCCCUCCCUGGCUGCAGUUGGUAUGUCUUGCACUAUUAAUAACACAACUGUGAAUAGUAAUGAAUAGGGUUGCAAAGCUCCCGGUAUUUUAACAAAGUAACUGGAAUCUUCUGUAAUUUUGGUAAUUGACAGGUAAUCUAUGACAAUCUAUGGUAAUUUUGGUCAUUUAUACAUGAAGAACUUUAAAUAGAAAAAUGUAUUCAUAUAUAGUAUCAUUUUUUUAUAUCUGUGUCCAUAUUGUCCAUGAGUUUCUAGUGGAUAGACCAUAUGGUUCAAGAGAAAAUAGCCAAAUGAAUGGAAAAAGCAUCUAAUCAAUAAUGGCAUUCUUUUUUAUUAACUCUGCAACUCUUCCAAGUAUUUACUUUUUUUACAACUGCCACCAGUUUGGCGCCAAAACAUUUACAACAAAACACACUGACAUAGUAAAAUAAACGUGUAAAAAAAUAUAUAAAGGAUAUUUCAUGUUGAAACCCUCAUAUUAAACACCAAUCGUAUUCAAUAAGUUGAUGGUUUAUAUUUAGGAUAAUGUUUUACAGCUUUGUCAUUCUGUUUUUUAUUUUAAAAUCAUCUUAUUUUAAAAUGUUAUAUAUUUUACAUGUGAUAAGGCCACACAGAGGGCCAAAGAUAAUUACAGACGCCUGUGAUAAUCUGAAGUACCCAAAAAGGCCACUACAUGUCAUCUUAUAAAAUUCCCCCAAAUCUUGAAAGUUACCAACAUUCUGGUAGUUUACUGGUAAACUUUGAAAGUUCCCAGUAAUAUACCCUCCCUUUGCAACCCUAGUAGUGAACGAUCCCAGCCAGCAAGCACUUAUAAAACACUGGUGGCUAUGAGGCAGCACACCACUGUAGGUACAGUAAGCUGGUAAGCUGAUAUCGGACCAGUUUCGCUAACCGCCAUGGUGGCAUGCCUCUAGCAGCCCAACAGCACACCGACCAUCAUUAACUCGUCCUAUCCGACAGUUGAUGCUGCUCUUAGCUUGAAGUGUCGACUACUGCUGUGAAGCUGAUGGGCAAAAUUGGCAGUGGGCUGCUAACUUUGCCGACCGCGGGCCGCUGAUGAGCUACUAAGCUUCCAAUGAGGAGGGAUAGUAAGGGUUGGUAGUGGAGAGUGAUAGUGUAAUAGAGCUUAGUAGUACCAGGGUUUCCUCUAACACUUGCCUCCCCUCUACCACAGAGACAGAGUGGAGGAAGAAGGCUGAGACCCAGAGGAGGGAGGAGGGAGAGAGGGAUGAGGAGGACGAAGAGUAUGACGAUGGAGAUCUGUCCGAUGAUAUGUGGGGACUACGGCAACUGCAGAAGCAGGAGCUCAACAAAGUACGGAACAGGUUUUAUUUGUAACAAAUUCUCCCAAAUGUGGCUACUGCACACACUUACAGCGCCUUGCAAAAGUAUUCAUCCCCCUUGGCGUUUUUCCUAUUUUGUUGCAUUACAACAUGUAAUUUAAAUUGAUUUUUAUUUGGAUUUCAUGUAAUGGACAUACACAAAAAGUGGUGCGUGCAUAUGUAUUCAUAUUCACCAAGGAGCUCUCCAAACAGGUCAGGGACAAAGUUGUGGAGAAGUACAGAUCAGGGUUGGGUUAUAAAAAAAUAUCAGAAACUUUGAACAUCCCACGGAGCACCAUUAAAUCCAUAAUAAAAAAAUUGAAAGAAUAUCGCACCACAACAAACCUGCCAAGAGAGGGCUGCCAACCAAACUCACGGACCAGGCAAGGAGGGCAUUAAUCAGAGAGGCAACAAAGAGACCUAAGAUAACCCUGAAGGAGCUGCAAAGCUCCACAGCGGAGAUUGGAGUAUAUGUCCAUAGGACCACUUUAAUCCGUACACUCCACAGAGCUGGGCUUUAUGGAAGAGUGGCCAGAAAAAAAGCCAUUGCUUAAAGUAAAAAAUAAGCAAACACGUUUGGUGUUCGCCAAAAGGCAUGUGGGAGACUCCCCAAACAUAUGGAAGAAGGUACUCUGGUCAGAUGAAACUAAAAUUGAGCUUUUUGGCCAUCAAGGAAAACGCUAUGUCUGUUGUAAGGCAACAAAAUAGGAAAAAUGCCAAGGGGGGUGAAUACUUUCGCAAGCCACUGUACGUGUUUUCUAAGUGUUAUCUUAACAGUUUUCUUGAGUGUAACUCAAUGAUAGUGGUCGCUCGUGUGGUGACGUGACUUACUUUAAUGUACAGUAUGACUGUUAUUUAUCGAAUCACCCUAACUAUGUUUAAUUGUCACUCGAUUAAAUUAAUCAUGUAACAAUUAACUCAUUAGGAAUUUGGGGCACCUCGGAAGAAGUUGUUUAACGAGUUACCAUCUCCCGAAUUAAACUCUUAGAAGAUAUAUAUAUGUUAUAUAUAUCGAUAACAGUCACUUAUUAAAUAAUUACCUCUUAUCAGUCUCAUUCUGAACGUCACAUAAUCCUUGAACCUGCAAGAACCCUAACCUAAUCAGCAAUACACAAAUUGUCUUAAUUAUUUAUUUACUAACUAACUAAAUAAUAACACAAUACAAACACACACAUAGGUUAUUGAUUACAAACGUAAUACAAUGAAAACAGAUCCCUAGUGGACUGGACUAACAAUAGCAUGAAUGCUUGGGUAGAAGAAGGAUCAGAGUGGAAGGGAGAGACAGAGAUUCAAACUAUCGUGGUUACUUUGGAAACUACGCUCACGGAAAUACAAAUGCUUAAAAAUAAUCUCUGUGUUAACAAAGGGGUCCUUUCUCCCAAUACUUCAUGGCAAGGAAGAGAAAGUCUGCACGGUAUUUACGACCGGUCAUAAAACUGGCCCCCAGGAGAGGGGGUGUUCAAACCUUUGCCUAGCGGCAUCUUUGACCCUCAGCCCAUGAGGGCAAAUCAUGACACUUGUAAAACCUUUUGACAUUCUAUAUGUCUACCCUUCAGAUUCAGUCGAACUUGGGAAAGAUCAUCUUGAAAGAGGAGCUGGAUAAAGCUGUGCCUAUCCGCAGAAAAACUUGCUCACUGCCUGACCGGACAGCAAUGCACAUGGGUGAGAGAGAGGCAGAUUCACUUUGUGUCCAUUAGUAGUAUGUUUCUCAACCUUUUGUGUACAAGAGACCAGGAAACUAAGGUCCUUCUUCCUUGA